AUGUGGUACGGCAGAUCGCAGGAAGGAGUCCCGCAAUUACAACAGCGACUUGCGUUGGAUGCUGUAUGGGUUGUACCAGGAGAUAUUCGCAAAAAGUAUUUGAAGGAUGAAUUGCGUACUGAUAGAUUAGAAGCUGAAGUAUAUUUAAAGUGGUCAGCAAAUAUUGGUAUUAAAAAUCGAGUAAAAAUUGUGCUUGAAAAUGGAUAUUCAUGUAAUGCACCUGCAUGUUUACUUACUGCAUUCUCGGAUAUCUUUCGCAAACUUAUUUCAGCACAAGCAACACAAGAAACACUUUCAUCGGGUAAAGAAAUCACAGUUCAUUUAAAUGAUAUGCCAAAUAUUACGAAUGCCGGUCUCUAUAAUGUGGUAGCUUUCAUUCAAAGUGGACAAAUCAAAUUUUUAGAAAAUGAAUUGGAGAAUGUUCUAAUAGCAGCUAAUGAUCUUCAAGUAAGUAUAUUAAACUUAACUUAA
Brugia pahangi is the source of this 471-nucleotide messenger RNA. Lineage: Eukaryota; Metazoa; Nematoda; Chromadorea; Rhabditida; Onchocercidae. The record is from the annotation of a GenBank genome assembly.